This is a messenger RNA of Nipponia nippon (crested ibis), 436 nucleotides long. RefSeq names its product mitochondrial ribosomal protein L51 (gene MRPL51). NCBI's taxonomy places the organism in Eukaryota, Metazoa, Chordata, Aves, Pelecaniformes, Threskiornithidae. Gene Ontology annotation, biological process: translation. Gene Ontology annotation, cellular component: mitochondrial large ribosomal subunit. The record is from RefSeq and is a predicted model, not a curated record. Gene Ontology annotation, molecular function: structural constituent of ribosome.
AGGCGCUGGGGGCCGGUGCGGCCCGGCCUCCCCGUGCCCCUCUCCUCGCCCCUGGCAGGGCUCACCCGCGCCUUCCGCAUCAAGGAGCCGCCGAAGCCCAAGCAGGUGGAUCGGUGGACGGAAAAACGGGCCUUGUUCGGGGUCUACGACAACGUGGGGAUCCUGGGUGACUUCCAGAUCCACCCGAAGAACCUGAUCGUGGGGCCCAAGUGGCUGCGAGGCUGGCGGGGGAACGAGCUGCAGAGGUGCAUCCGCAAGAAGCAGGUGGUGGGCGAUCGGAUGUUUGUAGAGGACUACCACAAACUCAACAAGAGGAUCCGGUACUUGUACAGGCGCUUCAAUCGUACCGGGAAGCACCGCUAGGAGCGACCGUGGGUUCGGCAUGCGGAGCGUGGUUUUGUGGCGGCAUGGUCAGAAUAAAGGCAGCUUUCACACA